GACAUUGGGCUCNAAAAUGAGAGGACAAGCUUUUGUUAUUUUUAAAGAUAUUAAUAGUGCAACGAAUGCUCUUCGUUCCAUGCAAGGUUUUCCUUUUUACGAUAAACCAAUGAGAAUACAAUAUGCCAAAACGGACUCUGACAUAAUUGCCAAAAUGAAAGGCACCUUUGUUGAAAGACCUGCAAAACCUAAAACAAAAGAAGACGCUGUUGACGUUAAGAAACAGAAAAAGAAGGCUGCAAAAGAACAAGCUAGACAGGCUCAGCAAGCACAAGCAGGUCUUGCAUUAGGUGUUAUGGCGCCUGGAGCAAUGGUUCCUGGAAUGGUAACUCACGGUAUGUUGACUAUUUUAGGCUUUACAAUAUAGUAAACAAGUUUAAUUAAUUAAAUAUAUAUCCAGUAAGACUGUUUAGACAAAUUUAUAUUUGUUUUCUUUCAUCAAUCUUUCUGAAUAGUGAAAUAACAGUAAUCAAACAUCUUUACUAUACCCGAUACGAUUAAAGCUAUCCAUCAACUAAAGCCGAAUAAUAUCGGGCUAUAUUAUCUAACCCGAUAAUAUUCGGCUUUGGUUGAUGGAUAGAAAUAACAGUAUUGACCUAAAAUGAAUAUCUUGCAAUGUUGAUUGAAAUUUUAUUUGUUGAAAGAAAUCUUAUUCAAUAUUUAAUAGAAUGUCCGCACGUCGAUAAAUACCUUAGUAAAAUCAAGGUUGAUCCUUGUUGGGAAUCAAAGAAUCAGCUGAUCGAUGUCCUGGUGGUCUGCAAGGUUGUUUGGGAGAAGCUUCAAUGAAUCGAAAAAGUGUGAAAGUUUCUGAAUGUCUUAAGAUAGGCAUAGGAUUUGCGACAGCUACUUAAGUGGUAUCCAAAAGGGAUCGGGCGUGACCACUAGUCCAAAGAUGGCGAACUAACGAUAAUAACGAACUCUCUCUGGCAUCGUUGGACCUUGCCAUUUUAUCUGGGGGUGCUCCCCAUGGUCCCCUUGCCCUUUGGCAAUGUUUCAAUGACUAUGUCCAAUAGCAAAUUCUCGCUGUCACGU
Centruroides sculpturatus (bark scorpion) is the source of this 1032-nucleotide messenger RNA. RefSeq names its product U1 small nuclear ribonucleoprotein A-like. Lineage: Eukaryota; Metazoa; Arthropoda; Arachnida; Scorpiones; Buthidae. Gene Ontology annotation, molecular function: RNA binding. Bases 17 to 367 code for a protein of 116 amino acids. The record is from RefSeq and is a predicted model, not a curated record. The transcript is spliced from 2 exons.